CUCACCACAAUGCCACUGGAGGAGCGUCACGAGGCUGAAAACAUUGCUGCCUGGUUAGAGCAAGUAGCCGAAAAGUUUGGCUUCUCCCUCAGUGAAGACGUCCUGGCAGUCGUGCACGACAAUGGUGCAAAUAUCAUUGCAGCUCUUAGGAUCCUUAACCAGAGGCAUGGAUUGGCUUCACAACGGUGUGCUGGCCACACACUUCAGUUAGUUGUUAAUCAUGCCCUGAAGCAAGCGCCCCAAAUWAAMAAGACACUUGRGGCAGCAAGGUCACUUGUAGAAUAUUUCAGAAGGASUGAGCUUGCAAGCACUAAGCUCAAAAACAAACAAAAGUCAAUGGGUGUAAGUGAGCACAAAUUGAUCCAGGAUGUAGCCACAAGAUGGAACAGCUCCUACUACAUGGUGAGUCGCCUCCUGGAGCAGCGGUGGCCAGUGAUCGCAGUCCUUUCAGACCCAGAAAUAACAAAGACAUCAAAGCAUUACCUGGAUCUGAAGACUGGCCAGUAGGCCCUACUGGAGGAACUGGAGCAGGUUCUGAAGCCCUUUGAGGAAGCCACUGUCUUUCUAAGUGCAGAAAAUUAUGUGACUAUCUCUACACUACCCCAGCUGGUGAACGCCCUCCAGAAGUCCACACAGAACAGAUUGUUUGAGUGUGCUCCAGUCAACGCUUUCCAAAUAACUGCAGAAGAGCAGAUAGCUUCAACAUGGGUCAGUGAGACUACAUUCAGCGAGGAUGGUCCCAACGUGUCUCUCCUUGCUGCUGCCCUCAACCCCAGGUACCGCAAGCCCAAGUUCCUGUCACCAGAUGAGAUCCUAAAAGUGCAAGUUAAACUUCAGGGUCUUGCACUUGAAGCCAAGCGAAGGAAUAA
Molecule: messenger RNA, 869 nt
Organism: Austrofundulus limnaeus
Lineage: Eukaryota; Metazoa; Chordata; Actinopteri; Cyprinodontiformes; Rivulidae
Source: RefSeq, a predicted model, not a curated record